UAAUGACUCCGCCCCCUCGGGAGGGGGCACGGUAGAUACCCGGAUGUGGAUGCUCGGUGUGAGUCACGUGACACAGCCCGGUGAGGCGGGACUCCUGGCAGCGCAGUCGCCUCACGUGACCUCCUGCCAGUCAGCCAAUGGGUGAGCGCGGCGGCGAAUUUCGAAUGUGGUGGCGUUAGCCGGCGGGCGACUGGGGACGGGGCCUAGACCUGGAGGGGCCGAAGCACAGGCUACGCCGGCCGGACAGCUUCGCGAAACCUUGGAAUGUAAGAAGGAGGGCGACAGCUGCGGCAGAAGUGGUGGCCAAGGCAGAAGAUGGCCAAGGAAAGGUGCCUUAAAAAGUCCUUUCAAGAUAGUCUUGAAGACAUAAAGAAACGAAUGAAAGAGAAAAGGAGUAAAAAUUUGGCAGAGAUCGGCAAACGAAAGUCUUUUAUAGCUGCGCCAUGCCAAAUAAUCACCAACACUUCUACACUGUUGAAAAACUACCAAGACAACAACAGAAUGUUAGCUUUAGCUUUGGAAAAUGAAAAAUCCAAAGUGAGAGAAGCCCAAGAUAUCAUCUUACAACUGAGAAAAGAAUGUUACUACCUCACAUGUCAGCUACAUGCAUUGAAAGAAAAACUGGCUUCACAACAAACCGGAGAAACUACUCAGAACCAGGAAGUAUGUCCCUCUGGAAUGGCCACCAGUAGUGACAACUCCGGGGAUUUAUUUGUGAAGGAUUUACCACAAGUUCCUCUUCAGGAAGCUCACCUUCCAGGACAAGGAGAAUCAUUCCAAAUAGAAGAGCAAAUACCUAUUUCUCAAGACAGACUGGGAUUUGAUUUGAAUUCAGAUGAUGAUAAAUCUACUGAUAAUGUCUUACCUAGAACUGUAUCUGUCCGUCGCAGUUUAAAGAAACAUUUUAAUAAUCUAUGUCAGUUCAAUACCUUGGAUGAUUUUGAAAUCAGUCAUUUCUCAGAGCAGUCCUUUGAAUUGGAAAGAAUUAGAUGUGUAGACCCAGUAGUAAAUAUGCACUUACCUGAAAACGUGGAACAAAAUGUUUGUCAAUGGAAUAAUGAUCAAAUUAACUUAUCACCAAAGCUGAUUGACCCAGAAAGAUCCACUAAAACAAAAGAAGACAUCUUAGAGUAUAAACCUGAACAAACUAAAAAUAAGCGCAGAGGUGCACAAGGAAGAAAAGGAGAAGAGAAAAGAAAAGGUAACAGAAGGAAAAAAUCAAAAUCUGUAUCAAAGUAUAAAGCGAGCAAAAGUGAAAAUAAAAAAACUGUCUCCAAAGAAAAGUUGGAUGAAUCUGUCACUUCCAGUGAUGCCUACAAUUUUAAUUUGGAAGAGGGAAUUCAUCUCACUCCUUUCCGACAAAAAAUUAACAAUGAUUCGAACAGAGGAGAAAACACCAAUGAACCUGAAGUGAGCGUCUGUGAAUCAAGUGGUUCAGGAGAUGACUCUGAUGACCUCUAUUUGCCCACUUGCAAGUACAGUCAAGGUCUCUCCAGUGAACCAGCUGGGAGCCCAGUCAGCAGGCCGAGACCUAAAAGAGCGCUAAAACACAGGGCUGAAAAAGAGAUAGAGGGCACUAAGCUUAUAAAAACUCCCAUCAGUGCACUACCUAAAACUCACCGCUCACCUCAUUUUAGCCUGAAGGAUAUCACCAAUGCUCCCUUGUAUCCUGCAUUGAAAGUCAGAAAACUUUCUCUUUCUCCAAAAAAGAAUAAAGAAAGCCCAGCAGUGUCUCUGCCAAAGCGGAGGUGCACAGUCAGUAUGAACUAUAAGGAACCCACACUCAUUUCGAAACUGAGAAGAGGAGACCCUUUUACAGAUUUGUGUUUCUUGAAUUCUCCUAUUUUCAAACAGAAAAAGGAUCCCAGACGCAGUUCUAAAAAAAAAGUAUGAAGCAAAUACAGUGAAGUGUUUUUUGGAUGCUGUUUAAAUUCAUCCUACUACACCUCCUAUCUCUCCAAGAGAGAAUCUGUAAGAUAGUCUACAAAAGGGUUGAACUAUUGCCAUGGAAUAUUCUUUGACUGAACCCUAGAUCAUGAAAAUGUCUUCAAAACUAUACUUCAAAUGUGAUGCUUUUUUCUCAUACCACUAAUCAAUUUGGUUUAUUUUUUCUUUUAAAUAAAAAUAACCGGACAUAAGCCCAAUUUCUUAAACUGCCUAAAACUUUUAAUUUUACUCAAAAUGUAUCUUCUGCGAAAGUAAAAUGUGAGAUAAUGAACUGAUGGUUGCUUAGGUUCUGGGACUAGGCAAGUGACUAGCUCUAAAUACCAAGCUAUCUAGGUGUAUACUGUUCAGUGACCCGUUAGCAAAUUAUUAUGUUUGGACUUUCAGGAUAGUUCCUUAGUUAGUCGUUACCAUAGUAGGGUCAGUGCAGAUAUAGAACAUUUCCAUCACUAUAGAAAGUGAUUGCACUAUUGGGCAAUUUGAAGUUUGGUGUUUUUAUACUUUUAAUAUUUCUGUAUUCUUACUGUUUAUCCCUAGACUGUUAAGAAUCGUUUUGUAUGUUAUCAUUUUACAUGAAUGUUAUAUUGUACGUACCUUUUUGCAACUGACUUUUACUUAACUCACCAAUGUUUUUGAGAUUUAUCCAUGUUGGCAGAUGUAGAUUAUUUUCAUCGUACAGUUAUAUAAAUAAACUAGACUUACUAUUUUGAGAGAUAAUUUGCUUCCACUAUUUCUAUUAUUACAAAUUAGUGCUGCGGUGAAUAUUCUGCAUUCUUGCACACAUGUGAAUAAGUUUCCAUGGAGUGGAUACCUAGAAGGGGAGCUGCUCUCUAAAGUGGUUGUACCAAUUCUCCUGACACAAGGAGUGUUAUCACUCUCCUACGAGCAAUUUAUAAGUUCUAGUUUCCCCACACAGUAUCA
Lynx canadensis (Canada lynx) is the source of this 2865-nucleotide messenger RNA. RefSeq names its product shugoshin 1 (gene SGO1). Bases 316 to 1893 code for a protein of 525 amino acids. Lineage: Eukaryota; Metazoa; Chordata; Mammalia; Carnivora; Felidae. Gene Ontology annotation, biological process: meiotic chromosome segregation. The transcript is spliced from 8 exons. The record is from RefSeq and is a predicted model, not a curated record. Gene Ontology annotation, cellular component: chromosome, centromeric region; nucleus.